AUGAAGGCAGUUCUAUGGCUCUGGUAUGUUUCGCUGGCAAAAGCCACCUGCACUUCCAACUAUGCCAUAUGGAUCUCGCAGGACAGGGCUAAACUAAGCGAGACGUUGGGGCAAGCUCUGCCUAAGCUGGACUAUGACGAUAUUUCAAUCCUUAAUCCUGGUGUUGAUGUCGGUAUGGCGGCUGUUCCUGGAAAGCGAUACAAGAUCCCUUACCAUGCAAAUAUGGCACUCAUUCCACCAGCUUCGUGGUCUGACAAUUGUCCAAAAACGUUGGAGCUUCAUGGUGCCAAGUCAGAAACGCUUGAAGUCUUCCAUCAGCCAUCCUCGACACCUGAAGGAGAUAGCCAUAACCCGUCUGUAUCUAAACUGGCUCAAUCACCGGUGCACACGGAAGCCUCUGGUGGCGGUCUGAUACCAAGAGCAGCGUCUGUCACGACCGCUGAAGUUUCUAAAACAGUAGGGACAUCCGUCACUAUUGAGACACGAACAAAGCCACACGCGGCGACAGGCACAGCCAGCCCUAUCUUGUGCUGGGAAGAAACCCACCCAUCGGUAGCUGACUUUGUCUCAAGUCCAACAUCCAGGCUUGAGUUUGCCAGGUCGUUCUGUGACAGACUCCAGGAUGCUACUUUUGACGCAGCGCAUCCCAUCCAACCAUUGCCCUACGGCGACACGUUGAUUGGAAUGCAGCUGUUGCCCUCCUGUCCAAACCAUUCCAUUGGGGCGAAAGACAUGGAUCCAUGCCGUCGAGUGCUUGAGAACAUCAACCAUAAAUGCCCGAAAGCGGGCGGGACAUAUAGCAACCAUUGCGUAUUGUACUACUUCGUCAAACGGUAA
Molecule: messenger RNA, 837 nt
Organism: Fusarium oxysporum Fo47
Lineage: Eukaryota; Fungi; Ascomycota; Sordariomycetes; Hypocreales; Nectriaceae
Exons: 1
Coding region: 1-837 (278 amino acids)
Source: RefSeq, a predicted model, not a curated record